AUGGCAAGCGUGUCGCCGAGCAAGGAGGUGCGCGACGAGGCAAACAAGUGUGUCGUUGAGCUCGAGACUUUCGCAAUCGAUAACUUUGAAUCGAACCGGAAGCUGUACUCAGCGCUGAAGGAAGUGUGUGCCGCGCCGGCGUAUAAAGCUGAGUAUGCGAACGGGAAGGCGCCACGUGAGUGCACGUACUGGAUGGAGGAGCAGCUUGCCGACUACCGCCGCAAGGGAAUGGAGCUGCCGGAGGAAGAGUUCCAGAAGGUUGUGCAGCUGCAGAAGGAACUCGCGUCACUUUGCACGGUGUUUCAACAGAACAUCAGCGAGGACAAGACGGAGGUGUAUUUCUCGAUGGAUGCACUAAAGGGUGUACCGGAGAGCGUUCUGUCGGGACUCCCGCGCACAGAGGCUGGUGAGUGCACGCUAAAGAUGGACUACCCAACUUACCACGCCGUGAUGAAGAACUGCGAGGUGGCGUCAACGCGCCAGGUAAUGGCGCGCGCCUUCACAAAUCGCGCGUACCCUGCGAACGACAAGGUGCUGAGAGACAUCAUCGAAAAGCGCCACCAGCUCGCAGUCAUCCUCGGCUACCCGUCCUUCGCGCAUCUGUACAUCUCGGACAAGAUGGCGAAGACGCCGGAAACGGCGCAGGUGUUUGUGGACGAGCUGAUUCCGAAGGUGCAGAAGAAGUGGGCGGCCGAGGCGGAGCUGCUCAAGAAGCACCUGCACCCCAGUUGCUCGCUAUCGCCAGCAGGCGAAGUCCAGGCGUACGACGUCCCCUUUAUGAUCAACCAAAUCAAGAAGACGUUGCUGAAUGUGAGCGAAACGGAAAUCCAGGAGUACUUCCCGAUGGACGCGACGGUGAAAGCGCUAUUCGAUAUCUACCAGUCCUUCUUCGACGUGACGUUCCUGCAGGUGGACAACGGGUCAGCGCUUUGGCACAGCGACACAAAGACGCUGGUGGUAAAGGACAACAAAAGCGGCUGCGUGCUGGGCUAUAUCAUCCUUGAUCUGUUCCCUCGCGAAGGCAAGUACUCACACGCGUGCUGCCACUCGGUGGUGCCACCUGUGCUGCUCAACGAAGGCGGAAACGACUUCUCUCCAGCACUGGCCGUUGUCAUCGCGAACUUCCCAGCAGCCACGGCCGAGCGCCCGGCGCUGUUUCUGCACGACGACGUCGAGACCUUCUUCCAUGAGUUUGGCCACGCCAUUCAUUCCCUGAUGGGGAGGACACGUAUGGCCACCUUUGCAGGCACGCACGUGAAGCGUGACUUCGUAGAACUUCCCUCCCAGAUGCUCGAGGAGUGGCUGUGGGAACCGGAGAUUCUGCAGAGCAUCACGAGUCAUUACAAGACGAAGGAGGCGCUGCCACGUGCAUUGAUUGACGCCAAGGUAGCAUCGAAGAACGCGUUCAGUGGACGGGACACGCUGCGGCAGCUGCAGUUUGCGACGUAUUCGUUGCAAAUUUUUGGACUGCCGUUCUCGACGCAGCCGCACGACGACCUCAACACUACGCAGCUCUUCUACGACAUAGAGCCACGUGUGAUGCCCGGUCUGAGCUACGACCAUAACACGCAUUUCGAGAGCGCGUUCGGCCACCUGACAGGCUACGCUGCCGGCUACUACGGGUACAUGUGGUCGAAGGUGUUUGCCUUAGACUUAUUCGAGUACAUUCGCUCACGAAACGGACUCCUCGACCCAAAGAUGGGCCGGCACUACAUAAACUGCAUCAUCGGUGUCGGCGGCAGCCAGGACCCGAACGACAUGCUCACCAAGUUUCUCGGUCGCGAGCCGAACAAUGAGGCAUUCCUGCGCAACAUUGGUGUCUAA
Molecule: messenger RNA, 1824 nt
Organism: Leishmania braziliensis MHOM/BR/75/M2904
Lineage: Eukaryota; Euglenozoa; Kinetoplastea; Trypanosomatida; Trypanosomatidae
Product: putative thimet oligopeptidase
Exons: 1
Coding region: 1-1824 (607 amino acids)
Biological process (GO): proteolysis; peptide metabolic process
Molecular function (GO): metalloendopeptidase activity
Source: RefSeq, a predicted model, not a curated record